GUAUUACGAAAUGCUGAAACAGCGUUAGAGGAGUUUGUCUCGUUUGUUGGGAGAGCUUUGUUUUUUGUCAUGGCUUCGGCAACGUUUCCCUCAUGUAGUUUUUCUGGUUUAUUACACGACGCCACACCCUGUGGUUUAAGCAGCGAUUAUCCAGGCCAAGUUGAAGUUCUCGCUUUAAGAAAUUGUACAAGGGACAUAUCGAGGCACUGCGAGCUGUAUGGAUUAAAAGCAGACACAGCACUUGACACUGAAUGGAAACUGCUGUUUGCAAGAGCAGGUAAAUCUUAUGUACUGUCUUACCGUCUUACGUAACGGCUAAAAGUGGUGUACAUUUCCAUCAUCUCUUUAUCACAGACCUCGAUGGUCGUGUUAUUCUAAGAAAAUCUUCGGAUGCUUUCCAUUCAGCCCAAAAUUCCGGAAGUUUUGGUUAUAAAUCAAAUGGAACGGACCAUUUCGGUUCGGCCCUAACAGAAUAUUUGGGAACGCCUUUGAAGCUGGUUCACUUUGACCGGUCCGGUUAUUUCGGUCGGUCGAACUGAAAUGUCCCCUUCCAUUUGGCAAAAUUAUUGUCCCCAGUACUUGCGUACCGCGCUCUUUUGUAUCCUGCUUGCAAGAACAAUAUGCAAACGAGUUCAUCUCUUUAAAAAUCGCAGGCUUUUAUUCGCGGUGUGAAUAUUUUGCAAACCUAUUAAUAACGCUUACGAUAGACUACGAGUAGUCCCCCAUUUUUCCUCAGAGAUAGUAGAGCGAGCGAAACGCGAGCGCGCGUGAAAAUUACCCCACGCGAGAAAAGGCGACACGCGGCAGGGAGAGAGAAUUUUUUCCCUCUCCCUGUCGCGUGUCGCCUUUUUUCGCGUGGGGUGAUUUUCACGCCCACUCGCGUUUCGCUCGCUCUACUCUCCCUGAGGAAAAAUGGGGUACUACUCGUAGUCUACGCUUACGAUAGCAAAAAAGAUCUUUAUUCACCACCCCCACCUCUCCCCGCUCCGCCACCCACGCACACACCAACACACACACCUGUCACUGAUACACAGACUUUAAAGACUUUUUUAUGAAAACGCGACCUCCAGAUCUCCUAGCACACGAGCCUCUCAACUCACUCGUCAUGUAUGCAAUGGAUAAUUUUACCUUUACCUUUGUUUAGGGGUAUUUGCAUUGGAAGAGUCCCACUUGUCAUUGACAAUAUGCCCUCACCACAGAGCGGAAUUUGGUAUACGCUGGAGAUCCUCAAAAGUGAAGUGUAGCAUUCCACUAGAAAUAGCUGCUCACAAAACAGCCUCAGUCAAAGGCGAUCGGCAUUUGGACAGCGUUCUAUCUGCAUUUAUUUUAAACACUGAAGGAAUACUUAUUCAAGUUGGAUCGCGUAAGUUUAUCGUAACACUUUUGUAG
Messenger RNA from Porites lobata, 1389 nucleotides. The record is from the annotation of a GenBank genome assembly. NCBI's taxonomy places the organism in Eukaryota, Metazoa, Cnidaria, Anthozoa, Scleractinia, Poritidae.